AUGCAUCACCACACGUGGGCGAUCGGUGCCAGUCUCGCAGUGGCCGUUGUCUCCUUAUGCGUUGCGCUCAACGUGCACUGGGGCACGACCGUCGCCGCUGCUUGCGUCGGCGCGUACCUCCCGUCGUACUUGGACGGAACAGAGUACACGGGCGAGCGCUGCUGGCCGUGGUUUGCCACGUUCGUUGGGCGCUGUGUGGCGCACAUUCCAGGCACACUGGAGUUUGAGGCGCCGCUCGACCCCACCACACAGCACAUGUUCUGCUCGCACCCGCACGGACUCUUGUCUGCUCAUCAUGGGCUGCUCCUGUCGGGUCAAACGUCUCCACCUUUUCAUGAGACCGUUCCACUCUCGACGCGGCGUCAUUUGGCUGCGUCCAUCUGCUUCCGUGUGCCGCUGUACCGGGACUACGUGCUCUGGUCUGGCUGUGUCGAUGCGCGACGCAGUGUGGCGGAAAAGAUGCUGCAGGAGGGCAAGAGUCUGGUGAUUCUAGUGGGAGGGAUUGCAGAGCAGAUGUUGUCUCAGCGGGGAGACCAUACGAUUUACGUCAAGAAGCGCAAGGGUCACGUCCGCUUAGCACUCAAGUACGGGGUGCCGAUUGUACCGAGUUAUGCUUUCGGCGAGACGGAUCUCUUCUCUCACGCCACGACGCUGCUAUCCUUUCGCCAAGCGAUUGCGAAAAGGUUCUCGGUAGCGUUGCCACUUGGGUUCGGCCGCUCGAAGUGGCGCUUCUGGGUACCUCACGAAGGAGUGGCUAUCAAUCAGGUCUUUGGUCGACCCAUCGUUCCUGUCAAAAUGACCGAUGACCCGAGCGCCGAGCAGAUCAAGGAAUUGCACGAGCAAUACGAGCGAGAGCUUGUCCGCAUUUUUGACAAGUACAAAGCGACGUACGGCUAUGGAAAGUGUACGCUCGUCGUGUGCUAG
Molecule: messenger RNA, 924 nt
Organism: Hyaloperonospora brassicae
Lineage: Eukaryota; Oomycota; Peronosporomycetes; Peronosporales; Peronosporaceae
Source: the annotation of a GenBank genome assembly